Molecule: messenger RNA, 183 nt
Organism: Alternaria ethzedia
Lineage: Eukaryota; Fungi; Ascomycota; Dothideomycetes; Pleosporales; Pleosporaceae
Exons: 2
Coding region: 1-183 (60 amino acids)
Source: RefSeq, a predicted model, not a curated record
AUGUCGCGCGCAAAUCAGUGGUUUGUGCCAGGCGAUGGCAUCGCGAGAGAAGUCAUCACCGCCGACAUCCAGCGCUACCUGGGCCCAGAUGCGCUUGUCAGGCCCGGCACAGGCACCGGAGAGUACCAGGGCCAGCCAGGCUACUGGAUAACCGCGUACCGCACUCUCACUUCGGUAGGUUGA